Molecule: messenger RNA, 963 nt
Organism: Ornithodoros turicata
Lineage: Eukaryota; Metazoa; Arthropoda; Arachnida; Ixodida; Argasidae
Product: ras-like GTP-binding protein Rho1
Exons: 4
Coding region: 326-916 (196 amino acids)
Biological process (GO): small GTPase-mediated signal transduction
Cellular component (GO): cytosol
Molecular function (GO): GTPase activity; protein kinase binding; GTP binding
Source: RefSeq, a predicted model, not a curated record
CAGGGUUUUGUCCAAUGCGCGCAGAGUCGACACGUUAUAUCUUUCGGGUCCCAAAGGCACUUGUGUGCUCAAAGCCUCCUAGUAGCUCUAUAUGUUAUUACACCUUGAGCUCUAAUCUCUCUGCGCGUUAUCUGCAUUCCAACAUGUUCCCGUGCACAGGCUUAUCAUUAGGGAGCCUAUGAUGUGAAAAAAUAUCCGGGCGCAUCGCAUGGGACGCCCAUGGUAUUUCUCAGGUGUCGGCUGACAAACAUCCUCGCCGGUUCUCACGUUGCCCGUCUACGGAUGUAAAUCGACGCAGUGCUCACGAACAGACGUACACAGAACGAUGGUGAAGAAAGAAACCGUGAAAGUGAUUAAGUUGGUGACUGUCGGUGACGGGCAAUGCGGUAAGACUUGCUUACUCACCACAUUCGCGAAGGGUCAGUUUCCCGGCGAGUAUGUGCCGACGGUUUUCGACACCCAGCUGAGCCAACUCGAAGUCAACAAGCGAAAGGUCCUCUUAGGCCUAUGGGACACCGCGGGACAGGAAUCCUACGAGCAGCUACGGCUGUUGUGUUACCCCGACACCGGCGUAUUUCUCGUCUGCUUCGAUAUUGCUGAACCGAACAGCCUUCUCAACGUUCUCGAAUUUUGGGUGCCGGAGGUCAGAGACGCACGUCCCAGAACACCGAUUGUACUUGUCGGCACCAAAAAGGACUUAAGGGAAGAUCCCAAAGAGAUAGCCGCCCUGCAGAGCAGAAACCAGGCGCCAGUGAGCACAGCCGAGGGGGAAGCCGUGGCAGAGAAAAUCCAGGCCGUCGCCUACGUCGAGUGCUCUGCUCUAACUCAGGAAGGCGUUCACGACGUCUUUGUAACCGCCGUUACGUCUGUUCUAAAGAACAAGAGGACAAAGCAGCACCGAUGUACCAUUUUAUAGCUGUUACUCGUAAAUGUGUCAAUAAAAAUGUAUUUAUUAUGCACCGA